Larimichthys crocea (large yellow croaker) is the source of this 4402-nucleotide messenger RNA. It is a transcript of the gene arhgef25a, whose product is annotated as Rho guanine nucleotide exchange factor (GEF) 25a. Gene Ontology annotation, biological process: axon guidance. Gene Ontology annotation, cellular component: extrinsic component of membrane; cytoplasm. The coding region runs from base 440 to 2521 and encodes 693 amino acids. NCBI's taxonomy places the organism in Eukaryota, Metazoa, Chordata, Actinopteri, Sciaenidae. The transcript is spliced from 16 exons. Gene Ontology annotation, molecular function: guanyl-nucleotide exchange factor activity. The record is from RefSeq and is a predicted model, not a curated record.
ACCAGGCAGUUCACAGAGGCAGAGAGCUCAGCACCAAAAAGAAAACAGAGGAAAAACACAGAGACAGAGGGAAGAGAGCACGUUCAAUAUACCGAUAGGCUUGCUGGAAUGUUUCCUUGGCUGUUUAUCACCAGCUGAGAAGAAAAAAACCUUGUGACUGUGGAUUUCUUCUUGCCUGCUGCUGCUUUUGUGGACUCUUUUCCUCUCUUCUCUGGAUGUGUGAGCUUUAAGUCUGUCGGCAGUUAACUGAAGAGGAAGGAUCUAUUGACACCUUUUGGGGAUUUACACUUUGAAGAGUAAACCUCUACUUGUUGUGAGAGGCAAGAGAGGAAGACUUGGGAGAGACAGAGAGAGAGACAGAGAGAGAGAGAGUGAGAGAGAGGGAGGUGGGAAAAAGAGAGUGCCGGGCCAUGCCCACCUCUGCUCAUGGUUCAACAGCAUGAAAGGGGGCCACCAUCACCAUCGCCACCACCGAGGCUGUGGCUGCCAACACUUGUUCCGUAAAGUCCUGGCCAAGUGUGGCUGCUGCUAUGCCCGAGUCAGAGACUCAUACUCGGCAGCAGGCAGCGAAGGUAGCAUCUCCACCUCUGUGGCGUCACUGCCCCCGCAGGCAUCAGGCAGCUCGGCCCCCAGCUCCCCAGGCUCCAGGCGCUCUGUGAGUACCCUGAAGAAAUGGCUCACAAAUCCUGUCCGCAAACUCAGUGCCGGGGCCACUGCCAAAGGGGAGCGCCAGGUCCGCAAACUUGAGGGAAAGCCUGCACCUCUUCCCUCCCACAGCCACAGCCAGGAUCUGGGCAGCCCUCUGAGGCCUGAUGACACAUUCACCAUCCUGCCUGUCACCCACAGAGAACAGGAGUGGAAAGAUGGCCUGGCAAGCCCUGAGGACCUGUCACCGGCUACACUACAGUCCCCCGGCUACAUAACUGACUCGCUGAUAGGCUGCACGUCACUGCCAAACACCCAGCCUGUCUCCCUCUCUGACACCCAGUCCACCAGUGUUCUGCCAGAUGACAGCGGCUCUGUGUUGAUGGACGACACCUCCAGCCAAUGGUCAGCUGCAGCUGACACUGAGGAGGAGAGGAAGAGUGCCUUAGAGAAAAGCAUGUACGUACUGAAGGAGCUUAUUGAGACUGAGAAGCACUAUGUGGCAGACCUGGGGCUCAUAGUGGAGGGCUACAUGGGCACAAUGAAUGCCAAGAGUAUACCGGAGGACAUGAAGGGAAAAGACAAGAUUGUUUUUGGGAACAUUCACCAAAUAUUUGACUGGCAUAAAGACUACUUCCUGGGAGAGCUGGAGAAGUGUUUGGCAGAGCCAGAGAGGCUGGCUCAGCUCUUUAUUAAACAUGAGAGGCGUCUGCAUAUGUACGUUGUAUACUGUCAGAACAAGCCCAAGUCAGAACACAUCGUCUCAGAAUAUAUUGAGACUUAUUUUGAGGAGUUGCGGCAGCAGCUGGGCCACAGGCUGCAGCUCAACGACCUACUCAUCAAACCUGUCCAGAGGAUCAUGAAGUACCAGCUGCUCCUCAAGGACUUCCUGAAGUAUUACACCAAAGCUGGGAUGGACACAGAGGAGUUGGAGAAAGCAGUAGAAGUGAUGUGCUUUGUGCCAAAACGUUGCAAUGACAUGAUGAAUGUGGGCAGACUACAAGGCUUUGAGGGGAAGAUCACAGCCCAGGGCAAGCUGCUCCAGCAAGACACCUUCACUGUUACCGAACAGGACAGUAGCUUCCUGUCCCGGGCAAAGGAAAGACGGAUCUUCCUGUUUGAGCAGCUGGUCAUCUUCAGUGAGCCAAUUGAUAGGAAGAAAGGUUUCUCACUCCCGGGAUACAUCUUUAAGAACAGCAUCAAGGUGAGCUGCCUGGGGGUGGAGCCCACUGUGGACGGCGAUGAUGGUCGACUUGUGCUGACAUCACGCAACCCUGACGGGAGUGUGGUGCGUUUCCAGUUGCUGGCCUCCUCCCCUGAGAUCUGCAGGGCCUGGGUCAAUGAUGUUGUUCAGAUCUUGGAAUCCCAGCGUAACUUCCUCAAUGCCUUACAGUCACCUAUUGAGUACCAGCGGCGAGAGAGCAAGUCUAAUAGCCUGGGCCGCAGCAUGAGGCCCCCUCUGUCUGCUGCCAGCGCUCUUCGGCCCCACUCUUCUGCCUCUAUAGACCGUCAUAAGCUGCCCUCCCUUCACUCUCACAACACCUCCCUGCCCACACUCUACCUACCCAGCCAAGGCCAGGGCCAAGGACCCAGCGAGACAUACUCACUGCGGGACCCCACUGUGGUCCAGCCAUGUCCUGCUGACUCCCACACUGUUUCUCCAUCACAUGUCCAACUGGGCUUCACUGAUCAGCCAAACUGUCAAGCUGUGUCAAAUGGGCUGUACACAGCCACCACACAAAGUGCACAGCAGAGAGCAGGAGAGGGCUGCCGAAGGGGUCAUGCUACUGAUGCUGGGAUCCAGGCUCCAUUGUCGGGCCCCUCAGCCGGACGACGCCCCAGCAACCUGGCUCAGCUAGCAGAGGAUGACCUAUGAACUCUGAUACUAUAUGUCUCCUGAGUCAGGAGGACAGCAGCUAACGCCACAGCUGUGGAGACAAGAAGACUUGUCUACUGUCUGUUUAUGCCAAGUUGGACCGUUACCUGGUUGAUUUUUCUGGAGGAUAAUGAAUGAACCCGAAGGAACAUAUGAAGGAAUUAUGGGCUGCAACUAUAAAAAUGACUUUGCUCCUGUUUUUAGGGAGCCAUUCAAUGGAAGGUGACUAGCUUAGGCCACCGUGAGUGUACAUGAACAGCUCCAGUUACUGGAUGUUACUGGGCUCAGAGGGAAAACACUCAUUUAACACUCAGUGUCAAGGCAAUUUCUGCUUUUUACCUUUUUGAGAGUUUGUAUACUAUACUCCUCUCUCUGUCAAAGGACAAGGUAAAUUUGUCUAAUGAAGAAAUAUCCAUUCCUAAUUGGGGCAGUCACUGGAGUUGAUUGUGUGCGUGUAUGUACCUUUGUGCAACAAUGUGUGUGCAUGUGAGUGUGCAAGGAGUGGCAGUGGCUCCUCUUGUACUCUCUGGUAAUUCUGAUGCCCAAUUGUGAAGACAAGAACAGCUACAUUAAUACAUUUAGUCAUUUCCCUGCUGACAACUGAGUUUGCUGUUUAUGUCAAUAAGAAUGGGAAAAAAACAGAACACUUGAUGUGAACAUGCCACAAAGACUUAACACACUCGGAUUUCAACUGAAAGUGAAGAACUUUCUUUCUUGCCACAGUGUUGAGAGCUCCUGUGUGCUCUCUUAUUCUGUUUGACUGGCCCUCGUUUGAUCUGGACAAAAAAGGCAUGAUGGAGCCCCCUGGAGGUCUUCUGUGGGUAUGACGUCACUUCAGAAUACAUUUUACUCUUUGGGCAACUCCAGAGGAGUUGCUAGAUAUGGUAGGUGCAUUCAAAGGGACUGCUGUGCUGACCCAAAGUGUUGCAUGCAACAUCUCCUUGGUGACUGACCGUCACAGUGCUACUUUACACAGAUCUUUCUACCCAGGUCAAAGUGGCGUGCUUGUGGUUCAGGGGACAUGAGUCCUUUAAAGUGCAUUGGUUUAAACUAAUAUAAAUUGUUUUAUUAGUCCACUGUUGUCAUGUCAAGGCUGUGCACCAUUUCUAUAAUCUCUGUUAGCUUUUGCCCUCAUGGACUAAAUACUGUACAGUGCAUACCAUAAAGGCAAUCAUAAAUUUCGACUUGUAAAAUGAAGAAUGACCCAGGUAUGCUGAUAAAUGUCACUGUUCCGGUUGAUUUAAAUGAAAGUUAGUAUUUUGCUGGAUGAAAAGUGAUGUUGAUGAAUCUGCAUGCCCCCUCUUUCUCAGACAACAGUGCCAAAAACAGCAGCUGACCACUAAAAUACUACUAUAGUUCAGUUUGCCACUACGCUUACUAAAUAAGAAAUCUUUGUUAUUACAGAUCUAGAUUAUAACACCUAAGUGACAAAAGCAGAAGACUAGAUGAAGGGGCUAUCCUGUCAAUAUCAAAUCAGUUCUUCUUUGUGGCCAGUAGAGGUCCCCACAAGGCUUUCACUUACAGUUAAGUUUGAUCAUACCGCAACAAAGAUCAAUAGGUCUCAAAUUUCAGUGCUCAAAAUGAAACAAAAGCUGCUCAAUAGUCUACCCCACCCUAAACAAUAAUAAAUGACACAAGGUAAACUGAGGAGAGGUGAGACAUUAGGAAAGUGAGUGGAGCCAUCUCACAGAAUUCAUCUGCAGUUAAUGUGAACUGUCGUGUUUUCAUGGGAAUUACUGAUCAGGCAGUUUUGCAUCAAAACAAAUACAACGACAGAGAACCAAAAGCAAGGACAUGAAACCAACAGAGAGGGUUGAUUAAUGCCAUGUUUGACUGAGAAGAAACUGUUGUAUCAUAUCAAAUAAAAGUGUCUUUUUGAAA